Molecule: messenger RNA, 1970 nt
Organism: Paramecium sonneborni
Lineage: Eukaryota; Ciliophora; Oligohymenophorea; Peniculida; Parameciidae
Source: the annotation of a GenBank genome assembly
UUAUUAUGGAUCCCUCUAAAACAUAAAUGUUAAAGUUGUCACAAUCAACAAAAGAGAGAGUGGAGGCCGCAAAAUAAUAUAUAGAAAAGAAAUACUAAAAACUGCUAUAUGAAUAAAAAGAGAAGAGAGAGAAGUGGGAAUAAUUAAUUCAAAAAUUGACAAAUUUGAAUUAUACUUAGAUUGAGCAAUAAGUAAUAAAAUAGGACUUGCUUCAUAAAGAAGCAGAAAUAUUGAGAUUAUAAAGAUAGAAGUUGAGUAUAAAAGACUUUGAACCAGUUGAGAUAAUAGGAAGAGGAGCAUUUGGUGAAGUUAGAUUAUGUAGAAAUAAGGUUUCAAAUGAUAUAGUGGCAGUAAAAAAGAUGAAGAAAUCAGAGAUGCUUUAUAAAAACUAAGUAUUGAAUUAAUAAACCAGGUAUGUCACGUAAGAGCAGAAAGAGAUUUAUUAGCAGCAUCAGACAAUGCUUGGAUAGUUUAAUUGAAGUGUUCAUUUUAAGAUGAGAAGUAAAAAUAUAUGUUUAUGAUAGAUACUUAUAUUUAGUGAUGGAAUAUUUACCAGGAGGAGAUUUGAUGACUUUAUUAAUGAAGAAAGACAUCUUUACAGAGAAAGAAUCUUAAUUUUAUAUGGCAGAAUCAAUAAUGUAUAUAAGAUAUGAAUAUAUAAAAAAGGGCAGUUGAUUCAGUUCAUAAAUUGAAAUAUAUACAUAGAGAUUUAAAACCAGAUAAUAUUUUACUUUAAGCAGAUGGACAUAUUAAAUUGAGUGAUUUUGGAUUAUGUAAAUAUGUAGAAUCUCGUGGAACAAGAUUAGAUGAAAGAAUUAGUGUACAUAAACCAGAAGAUAAAGGUAGUAACACAACGAGCUUUAAAAGAAAUAGAAUUAAAGCAUAUAGUACAGUAGGAACUCCAGAUUACAUAGCCCCUGAAGUAUUUGGGAAAUCUGGUUAUAAUGAGACUGCAGAUUGGUGGUCUUUAGGAGCUAUUCUAUUUGAAAUGCUUGUAGGAUAUCCUCCAUUUUUUUCUGAUGAUCCAUCGUCUACUUGUUAAAAAAUAAUUAAUUGGAAAAAAACUCUUGUUAUUCCUCCUGAAGCUAAGUUAUCUCCAGCUGCUACAGAUCUUAUUCUUAGGCUAAUGACUGAUGCUUCAAAUAGAUUGGGUGUUAAUGGAGUUAAUGAAAUCAAAGCACAUCCAUUUUUUGCUGGAAUUGAUUGGAAGAAUUUAAGAUCUAAAGUAUCUCCUUAUAUUCCAGAAAUUAAAUCUGAAUUAGAUACUAGAAAUUUUGAUAAAUUUGAAGAAUAAGAACCUUGGGUCCCUUAAGAGUAAUUAUUAAAUUUAAUUAAUAAGUUCUGGUAAAUCUAUUAGAAAAGAUGUCAAUUUUAUAGGUUAUACAUUUAAUAGAGAAGUAGAAGUUUAAAGAUCUUAUCUUCUCUAAGCCUUACUUGAUCUUGAUGCUUUAUAAGCACAAAAAACAGUAACUUUAUAUUUUUAUUCAGGUUCCCACUGAAUCUACUUCAAGUAAGUCUUAAGAAAAAAGAGAUCCAUUUUCCGUUUAACCAAAACCUAAUAGUUUAUAAUUAGAUUCAGAUUUAUAAAGUAAAUUACUCAAAACUUAAAAAUUAUUAUAAAAUGCUUAAUCCAAGUACUAUUCAACUUCUAUUUAUUAGACCUGUUCUUACUACUAAAUAGCAAUAAGCACCAGGUUCAAAACUUCAAUAGUAAUUGAGUUUAAGUCCAACUCAUUAGAAUUUUAAUUAAUAAAGCUACCUUAAAUAAUUAAUUAGUCCACAAAAUAAAAAAAUGGCUAUAUCCCCAUAAUCUAAACCUGUAAGUGAGCACUAAAAUCCUUCUUUGGCAUAACUCUAUAAACAAUUUGAAGUUUAAAAAUAAGCAAGUAAUACAUAAAGAGCAUAACCUAAAUCAUAGAUUCAGAUUCCAAUUAAUAAUAAUAUUAUUCCAAAGAAAUGAGUCUUUAAAU